Messenger RNA from Vombatus ursinus (common wombat), 2967 nucleotides. RefSeq names its product growth factor independent 1 transcriptional repressor (gene GFI1). The record is from RefSeq and is a predicted model, not a curated record. Bases 423 to 1676 code for a protein of 417 amino acids. Gene Ontology annotation, cellular component: nucleus. Gene Ontology annotation, biological process: regulation of transcription by RNA polymerase II. The transcript has 8 exons. Gene Ontology annotation, molecular function: RNA polymerase II cis-regulatory region sequence-specific DNA binding; DNA-binding transcription factor activity, RNA polymerase II-specific. NCBI's taxonomy places the organism in Eukaryota, Metazoa, Chordata, Mammalia, Diprotodontia, Vombatidae.
ACGCUCAGGAAGUGAAGUUUGUGGUUUUGGGGGCUGAGCUCGGAAGGAGUUUUGAAAGAAAAAAAAAAAAAAAAGGCAACCAGAGAGAGCGCGGUCUUCCAAAAGCAAGACUCAGUUUGAAAAGGGGCUGGAGAGAGCAGCGGCUCCAGCGUGCGGACCCGUGCAUGGGUCCAUCUGCUUCGACGACAAAAGAAACACAAGCAGGGGGAGAAGAGGUGUCAUUCCAGAAGGAUUCCUGGGAAGAGACAUCAAUCAGUGCCGGGAGAGUAUACGGAUGGCCAGGUCUCCUCCGAGGUCGCAGCUUGGAAGCCGAGCAGGUGUGACCCUGGAGUGAACUUGGUCCUCGCGGAGCCUGGAAAGAGGAACGGAGAGUUGGUUGCGGUUGGAGGAGCAGGGGCAGCAGGGAUAACGGCGAAGUGAGGAUGCCUCGGUCCUUCCUUGUGAAGAGCAAGAAGGCUCACAGCUACCACCAGCCGCGAUCACCGGAUCAGGACUACGGCCUCCGCUUGGAGAAUGUGCUGGCGCAGAUCUGUGCAGACAGCAACAUGCCAGGGGACUCGAGCCCGGGACCUUCUGAUCCCGAGCCUCAAGGACCUAUCUCCCCAGAGUCCCAACUGACUGAGGCCCCUGACGCAGUCUCAGUGUCUCCAGCCAGCUGUGAGGGCAGCGUCUGCGAUAGAAACCCGGAGUUUGAGGAUUUCUGGAGGCCCCCAUCGCCUUCCGCAUCUCCAGCGUCCGAGAAGUCCGUGUGCCCCUCCUUGGACGAGGCCCAGCCUUUCCCGGUGCCCUUCAAGCCCUACACGUGGAACAGCCUGUCAGGCUCCGACCUGCGGCAUCUGGUGCAGAGCUACCGACCUUGCCACGCCCUGGAGCGAGGAGCUGGGCUGGGCCUCUUCGGCGAACGGAACCCGGAGCCCGGCGCCCCGGCCGCCCUCUACGGCCCGGAACGGGGCUGCGGCGGCGGCGGGGCUUCCGAGGGCAGCGGCAGCGGGGGCAGCGGCGGCGCCGCCCUGGGCCUCUACAGGGACUUCGGUCCUGCUGCGGUGGCGGCGGCAGCCCGCUUAUACGAGCGACCGCCGGCGGCGGGCGGGCUCUACCCGGACAAGGGCUCGGGCAUCAAGGUGGAGUCCGAGCUGCUCUGUACUCGCCUCUUGCUCAACAACGGUUCCUACAAGUGCAUCAAGUGCAGCAAGGUGUUCUCCACUCCCCACGGCCUCGAGGUGCACGUGCGCAGAUCCCACAGCGGCACGAGACCUUUCGCCUGCGAGAUGUGCGGGAAGACCUUUGGGCAUGCGGUGAGCCUGGAGCAGCAUAAAGCCGUGCAUUCGCAGGAACGAAGCUUUGACUGUAAGAUCUGUGGUAAAAGCUUCAAGAGAUCCUCUACUCUCUCCACUCAUCUGCUUAUCCACUCUGACACCCGGCCCUACCCUUGUCAGUAUUGUGGGAAGAGGUUCCACCAGAAAUCCGACAUGAAGAAACACACCUUUAUCCACACAGGUGAGAAGCCCCACAAAUGCCAGGUGUGUGGUAAAGCAUUCAGCCAGAGCUCUAAUCUCAUCACUCACAGCCGAAAGCACACUGGCUUUAAGCCCUUUGGUUGUGACCUGUGUGGGAAAGGCUUCCAGCGAAAGGUGGAUCUCCGGAGACACAGAGAGACGCAGCAUGGGCUGAAGUGAGUCCAAGUCAGAAUGCUGAAGCCUCAGUCAACACUAUUGGGAACAGACCCUCCUUUUUCUGUCUCAUCCUUCCCCAGGUCCCUGUAUCCCAUCUCUACCCCUCAAGCUCUACUUCUCUUUCAAAUCAGAGAUCUAAUGACUUCUCCUUACUUCUCUCAAGUACCCAGAAGGCAUAACAGAAGCUUUUAAAAAGUACUUCGACCUAAAGUGGAAGCUAACAGACUUGUUGUGUCUUGAAAACACUGGACAAGCUUGUAUUCCUGAAACCUCAGACUCAGGCUGGGAUCAGACAACUCCAGCCACCCCAUACCUCUGCUCACCCCCCCUACAACUCCACCCUUCCACCAAGCUAAGAAGUCCUCCAGCUGGAAACCGGGUUCUUCCCUCCACCUUUUCCCUGACCAUUUGAUUAAUACUUAAGUAAUAGAAGGUUACACUGCUUACAAACCAGAACAGUUUUAAUAGUUUUGAAGGAAAGGUGAAUGAGAGGGGCUUUAUUGCUACUUUUUCUUCCAUGGAGUUUUUCAAAAGACCUAUGUCCUUUCAAGUCUAUUAAGCUAUCUAGAAGCACACAGACUGACCCUCUGUGCGCUUGCAGGCUUGUUCAGAAGUGGAAAUGAUUGCUACGAUAUGCUACACAACCAUAAGCUUCAUCAAGGCACCUAUGCCAGGCUGGGUAGGAGAAUGAAGGGUAUGGCGUUUGCCUGAAGAAGUUUGAGUGUUUCCCUGUGGGAAAACAAUGGACCAAGGAUUUACCAAUGACAGCUAAAGAACAGAAUGGUAUUUAACUACUAGACAGUCAUCUGUUGAACAAAUAUCUACUAAGCACCUGCUGUAUUUGAGACAUUGACCUAAGGCAUUGUGGGGGAUAUCAAGAUGAGCAGUACAAAGAUCUUUUGAUAUAAAGACCAAGAUUGGUCAUGAUCAUUGCCAUGCCCUGGGAGAGGCAGUGACCAGAGAAAAGACCCAGAGGGCACUACUGACUUUUCUAGAGAGAUUGGAAAGUAGCCGAAAGACCAUUUCAAGGACAUGUUUGUAACUUUUUGUUGUUGUUUUGUUUGUUUGUCUUUUUAAUUCUUAAGCCCGUAUUUGUUAAAACCUCUGGACCUGCAGACGUGUGUGUGAUCGGUGGAUUCUGCCUUAAACACGUUUGCAUGUACCUUAGAGGAGAAGAGUGAGGUGUUGACUUUGACAAAGUUUGUCAGUCUCUGUAGAUGUUAUGGAGUGGAUUAUGUUUAUUGAAACAUAUUUAUUAGAGUAACAUUUAAGUUAAUAAAGUAUUGAGAAUGUA